AUGCCCAGUGUCACGGUGAAAGAUGUCAAUCAACAGGAGUUUGUCAGGGCUCUGUCAGCUUUCCUCAAAAAGUCUGGCAAACUGAAAGUCCCAGAAUGGGUUGACACUGUGAAGCUUGCCAGGCAUAAGGAGCUGGCUCCCUGCGAUGACAACUGGUUUUACACCAGAGCAGCAUCCACAGCUCGUCACCUGUACCUGCGAGGAGGGGUCGGCGUGGGCUCCAUGAUCAAGGUCUACGGAGGGCGUCAGAGGAAUGGCGUAUGCCCUGCCCACUUCAGCGUGGGCUCCAGGAAUGUGGCGAGGAAGGUCCUCCAGGCUCUGGAGGGCCUCAAGAUGGUGGAGAAGGACCCAAAUGGUGGACGGAGACUUACCCCUCAGGGCCAGAGAGAUCUGGACAGGAUUGCUGGUCAGGUUGCCUCAGCAAACAAGAAACAGCGAAGUUUACAGAGCGGCAUCUGAGGAAUGCAUGCAAAGAAUCCAGACAAGCGAAAUGCAGAAAUGCCUUACUGCAUAUUUACUCAAGUUUGCUUGUCUCCCAUAUCACUCCAGUGCCCGCAGUAACUGAGUACAAACGCCAUUUCAUAGAGAUG
Messenger RNA from Chelmon rostratus (copperband butterflyfish), 590 nucleotides. Its product is annotated as 40S ribosomal protein S19. The coding region runs from base 1 to 459 and encodes 152 amino acids. Gene Ontology annotation, biological process: ribosomal small subunit assembly; translation. Gene Ontology annotation, cellular component: cytosolic small ribosomal subunit; ribosome. The transcript has 5 exons. Gene Ontology annotation, molecular function: structural constituent of ribosome; RNA binding. The record is from RefSeq and is a predicted model, not a curated record. Lineage: Eukaryota; Metazoa; Chordata; Actinopteri; Chaetodontiformes; Chaetodontidae.